Labrus bergylta (ballan wrasse) is the source of this 4437-nucleotide messenger RNA. RefSeq names its product ubiquitin-associated protein 2. Gene Ontology annotation, molecular function: protein binding. NCBI's taxonomy places the organism in Eukaryota, Metazoa, Chordata, Actinopteri, Labriformes, Labridae. Gene Ontology annotation, cellular component: nucleus; cytoplasm. The record is from RefSeq and is a predicted model, not a curated record.
ACGGCUUCUGAUUGGCUGAUUCGGCUCCACACCGUACAACAACGGCGCGGUGGGGUCACGUGACAGCAUCUGCUGCUGGCUGAGCGAAGCGUGUUAGCAGAUUUUUCUAUUUUGUACAUACAUUGUUUUGUAUAUACUGUAUAUGAUGACUUCAGUGGUCAGCAACCAAUCCCGGGGGACUCGGGACAAAAUGCUGCCCACCACCACACAAACAACACAACCACAGAAACAGAUACAGGCCACAGCAGAACAGAUUCGUUUAGCCCAGAUGAUCUAUGACAAAAAUGAUGCAGACUUUGAGGACAAGGUCAAACAGCUGAUUGAGGUUACUGGGAAGACUCAAGAUGAGUGCAUGGUAGCCCUCCAUGACUGCAAUGAAGAUGUAAACAGAGCCAUCAAUUUCCUGCUGGAGAGCACCUCUGACACAAACUCCUGGGAAACUGUGGGGAAGAAGCGGAACAUUGGGAAAGAAGGAGGACCCUCAGAGAUAAAAGACAGCAGGGAGAAGAGAGGACUAGAGAGGGAGACCAGUCGUGGACGUGGGGGGUCUAACAGGAGGGGCAGAGGCAUCAGCAGAGGGCGUGAAGGUCGGGUCGAGGAGAAUGGGUUCGAGGUGGCUCCUGGAGAGAGACGGGGAGACCCAGGACGCAGGGGGCGGGGAAGAGGGACAGGGACUCGUGGGAGAGGAAGAGCAGCUGCUGGCAACAGAUUCUCCACCCAGGGAAUGGGUACCUUCAAUCCUGCUGACUACUCUGCUAACUCUGGAAAUCGGCAGGAAACAUGGGAAGGGGAUGGCAACGAACACGCAGAGGGAGCCGGAACAUGGACAGGCAAUGUAGAAGACUGGACUUCAGAGGACUGGAAUGAAGAUUUGUCUGAGACCAAGGUAUUCACUGCCUCUUCUGCUCCAGUGAACCACAUCACACCUGGACAAAAUGUGGACUUGGCUAGCCUGCUACCCAAGGCUGGAAUGACUUCUAUGGACGCUGAUUUGGGGGUGAUAGUUGAUGGCCCCUCAGCCGAGGAUUUGGGCCAAAGCCUGGUGUUUACCAAUUCCCACCACAAUGGACGCACUGCAACACACAGCUACGCACACGCCACAGCCAACAGCUAUGCCCAUGCCGCCUCUGCUGGCACCACCUACGCACAUGCUGCACUGUCCUCUGUCCUGGGUUCUGGGUUUGGGUCCCUUAAUGCGCCUAAGCCUACACCUAGCUCUGACAUGAGGACUUCAGAGCAGCUCAACGGCCCUCGGCUUGGCCAGAGAGUCGGCCAGACAUUGGCCACAACCAGCAACAGUAAUGUUUCCAAAGAUGCAGGGCCACCUCCAAUACAGAACCCUGCUGCUGCCCCUUCUCCCUCUGUCGACGUCAAGCCUCAGAGGGUUGAGAACGGCCCUGUUACUGCCCAACACUUGGAGAUGAAGCUUCAGCCAGAACCAUCAGCGGUGCUUAGUCAGCUAGCUCAGAGGCAACAACAGUCGUCCAUCCUCCCCACCACAGAGCCUCUGGGCCUGUCCCAGUCACAUGCUCCACAGGUUCCCACACCACCAGGUCAUGAGUCCUCCAUCCCUCCCAUGAGAGAUGGAGCCUCUCCUGGAGCCAAGCUGCCAGGCAUGGAGCCUCCAAUCACAGAAGCCCCUCAGCGGCAGCUAAAGGCCCAAAGACGCAGAGUACCUCCUCCCUCAAAGAUUCCGUCGUCAGCUGUGGAGAUGCCAGGCUCUGCAGAUAUACCUGGCCUGAAUCUUCAGUUUGGAGCUCUUGACUUUGGGCCUGAGGCUGGUAGUGGAACAGUAGACAUGGCACAGGCAGAGUCGGCCAGAGAGCAAGCCCCUGCUCAGGCCCCAGCUUCAGCAGCUCCGGCACCCAUGUCUGUCCCAAGCACUGUUCCCAUUCAGCAGCCACAGAGCAGCCUGUUCUCCAAACCAGGAACUGUGAGUGACCACAUGAGCAGUUUACCCACCUUACCUCCAGCUGUAUCAGACCCCAGCUUCCCCUCACCAUCCGUGGGCUUACCCAGUGCCACGCCCUCCCCUUCCCUGGGUCUUCCUAGUGCAGCCGCUCCACCUUCUUCCUCAGCUCCCACAGCAGCCAACCGGGUGGAGAGCAGUGGCCCAAGGACCCUGCCACCUCACCUGGGCUACUCUCAGAGCAAAGAUAUACAGUCAGCAGUUACCAUGACGAAUGGCUACAGUGGGAUGAAGACUCAGAGCACACAGGACACAACGUCAAGAACAGUGAAAACGGAGUCUCCUGUCAUGACAAGUGACAGUGGUCCCAGCCACCACAUCCCCUCCCCUGCAGUUACACCUUCCCACUCCACAGCAAUGAUGUCGCUCAACAGUCACGUGACCAGUACUCACUCGUCUGGAUCAGCCCUCCCCACAAGCUCGUCUCUCACUAUCAGUCAUGAGGACAGCAGCAGCGCCAACCUCCAUGCAUUUUCAUCGUCGUCCAGCCAAGUUGUCAAUCCUAGUCCUGCUCCCCAGGCUGUCAGCAGCUUGACCACCAAUGGUUUGCACCUAUCUGGAGCACCAGGACUAACUCCUAAUGGCUCAAACGCCACGCUGUCGGCUGCAGUCAGCCGCACGGCUCCUCUGCUCACCGCCACAUCAGGAAAAGCUCCCCCAAACUUGGCCCAAGGAGUGCCGCCUCUACUGGCUAACCAGUACAUCAUGGGCCCUGGUGGCUUGCUCCCAGCAUACCCGCAGAUCUAUGGAUACGAAGAUUUGCAAAUGCUGCAGUCUCGUCUUCCAAUGGACUAUUACGGUGUAACAUUCCCUGGUACCACGGCCGCUAUGCCUGGAAGAGAUGGCCUGGCUAAUAAUCCAUAUACUGGUGAGGCAACAAAGUUUGGCAGGAAUGACGCUUCGUCUCCUGCCCCCCCAACCAGCCUGUCCACAGCUGGAGUACAGUCGCAGGCCCAGCAGGCUCCACAGGCAGGAUCACAGGGGCAGGGUCAGGGACAGAGCCAGGGUCAGCAGCCACAGAACCAGGCCUUCCUGAACCCUCCUCUUCCCCCAGGCUAUGGAUACACUGGUCUGCCGUACUACGCUGGUAUGCCGGGGGUUCCCUCAGCCUUCCAGUACGGCCCCACCGUCUUUGUGCCUCCUGCUUCAGCCAAGCAACAGACGAUGGGCCUGGCCAACCCCUCCAAUCAGUACCACCAACAGCAUCAGCCCAGUUAUGGACAGCAUGCGUACAGCACAGCCUUUGAUGACCUAUCUCAAGCCCACGGUGGGGAGUACAGUAAGGGAGGGUACGGAGGCUCUGCCCAGUCGCAGGCCAAGUCAGCGGGCAGCGGCCCAGGGAAAGCACCAGGACUGUCGGGGUCGGGGACUGGUGGAGUACCAGACAUGGGAGGUUCAAUCUACAGCAAAACUCAGUCAUUUGACAAGCAGGGCUUCCACACAGGGACACCGCCUCCCUUCAGCCUGCCUUCAGCACUGGGGGGAACAGGGCCCCUGAAUCCUGGUGGAGCUCCUGGCUACGCCCCUGCUCCGUUCCUGCACAUCCUGCCGCCACACCAACAGCCCCACUCCCAGCUACUGCACCAUCACCUCACACAGGACGGACAGGGUGGUCCAGGUCAGCGCGGUGCGUCCAGCAGCAUGCAGCAGAAGACCCAAGGCAGCAAGUCCAGCUAUGGCAGCUCCCCCUACUGGGCCAACUGAGCAGUGCUUUCCACCACCCUUCCCCAAAAGGCUGUGUGUGCGUGUGUGUAAAGCUUAAAGAGAAUAAAAAACAAAGACACACUACCCUCACAAUGAGCAACCAUGGGCCUCCUAGCCCCGCUCCCCCCACCUCCACAAGUCCUCAUAAGUCUUUUGGGUUCUCUCUUCCCCCCCCUUUUCAAAAUUGGUUGUACAUGUAAGAUAUUUAUGUAUGUAUUUAUAUAUAUAUACUGUAUAUGUAAUAGUAGAACAUGAAAUGUGGUUGCUGCAUUUUAUUUUUUGAAGGACUUUUUGUUUACUUUUUUCAAAGCUGCAGGAAAAGAUGUUACAUAAAGAAAGACAGAAUGGGAUGAAAAUGCUGAAUCCGAUGGUGAGAGUGAGUGAAGAAGAUAAAGGAUCUAAAACUUCCUGUAAGAAACCAGAAAAAAGGAAAACCGAGAGAGCUUUAGCACUGAUUGCAUAUGAGGACAUUUCAGAUGGGGGUGGGGUUUAUAAUAACUAACUGCAUCUGUUUUUCUUUCUUCCUUUUUUUAUACAUAAUGCCCUGAAUGACCAGGUUAAUCCCCCCCCAAAAACUUCAUUUUGUAGAUUCCCGUCUCUUCCCCUCCUUCCUUUCUCUCCCUCCCCCUCCAGAGGGCAGUCUGCUCUCCUCGUUUCAACACAAGCCGCAAACAGGGACUUGCCCGUCUGAAUUUUAUAUUUUAAUUUAAUUUUAACCAUGAUUUCCCUCGAAAUAAACGUUCUGAGCAGUUGGAAAUAUUUAA